AUGGAUGCAGAGGGCAAAGCAGAUCCACAGUUUGGCGACGCGGCGACACCAACAAGGUCAAGCAGCAACAACAACAUUCGCGUUAAGGAGCUGCAGCGAGAACAGUUAUGCCGUCGAGUUGCUGAUCUACGUGAAAACUUGCUUCACCUCAACGCCAUGACACCCUCGCAACUCGAGACUAAGCUAGCGCUCCUCGAGCAUCAUUUCACCACUUUCGAGCGCUUGCAAUCAGAGCUGGAGUUUCUAGAUGACUCGCAAUUUGAAUUGGAUCAUCGCAUCGUCUUCGAAGAGUCUUUUUGUGAGGUGAAAAGUGCCAUCGUCGAACGUAUAGCUGUACUUCGAAGAAGUGAUUGCCUCAGUAGCACCAUAGUCCCUGCACUAAAUUCUUCGUCGUCACCGCCAGCCCGGCAUAGUUUGCCUAAGCUGCAGCUUACUAAAUUUAGCGGCAAACAUACUGAGUGGCUAGACUUCUACAACAUGUUUAAAGUCCUUGUGCACAACAAUGCUGGACUUUAUGAUAUUGAGAAAUUUCAAUAUUUGCGCUCUUGCUUAGUUGACAGCGCAUUUCGCUUAAUCCAGUCGUUGGAAGUUACGAACGAAAAUUAUCACCGUGCGGUGGAAUUGCUUGUUAACCGCUAUGACAAUAAGCGGUAUAUUUUUCAAUCACACCUGCAAGCUAUCUUCGAUAAUGGGGCACUCAGUCACCCAACCGUCGUUUCUCUUCGGGAAUUCAUCGAUUCCAUUAACGCUCAUCUACGUGCCAUGCAGUCAUUGGCAUCGCGCAGUCAAAUCGCUGACGGGAUUUUACUCCAUCUCAUCGUGGCAAAGUUGGAUCAUGAAAUGCGGCUCAAAUGGGAAGAAGAAGUGUCAGCCAAGUGGGACAAUUCAGCAAAUACUUCGCUCCAACUUCCAUCGUGGGAUGAUCUAGCUUCGUUCAUUGAGCGACGCUGCCAAACAGUUAACAUGGUAAAGGCCAACAGAAGCGCAUCGGGUAAGGUCACGGCAGCAAAAACCCCAGCCCGUUCAUCGAAGGUUAGUUCAGCAUUGGUCACGUCAUCGAGCAACAACAAAUGCCCACUAUGCGAUGAACUCGCCACACACAGUGCUUUCAAAUGUGACAAAUUCACCGCCAUGGAUCCAAUGCAGAGGUAUGAUCUUGCUAAGAAGAAAACCCUUUGCUUGAACUGUCUGAGUAAAGGCCACGUAUCGAGCAAAUGUCCAUCAAAUAAUCGGUGCCAAUACUGCAAGUCUGCACAAGAGUCCACGCAAGCACAAGCAGUGGCGCUGCACGCUCAUCGACCAGUUAAUGACGUCAUCCUUGCUACUGCAAUAGUGCAACUUCACAACAAUCGUGGCACCUCGGUCAUGGCUCGUGCGCUGCUUGACUCGGCAUCUCAGUUAAACUUCGUUUCCGAGCGCACCGCCCAGAUGCUGAAGGCUUCUCGCACCAAAAUCGCCAUGGAAAUCUGUGGAAUAGGAGCGCUACGAACUAAAGCAAAGUACAUAGCUGUUGUCGGACUCAAAUCCCUGCAUACGGGUUUUUCAUCGUCAUUGGAAGCGGUUAUCAUGCCAUCGAUUUCAUCGUCUCAGCCACGAACCACUAUCGAUAUUGUUCGCUGGGGAAUACCCAAAAACAUAAAUUUAGCCGACACCAGCUUUUAUAUCCCCGGUGCUAUUGAUCUGCUUCUUGGUGCGAGCGCUUUCUUCGAAAUUCUUUCGGUGAGGCAAAUAAAGUUGCACAAAAAUCUACCCACACUGCAGAAGACAUAG
This is a messenger RNA of Rhagoletis pomonella (apple maggot), 1770 nucleotides long. RefSeq lists its product as uncharacterized. Bases 1 to 1770 code for a protein of 589 amino acids. The transcript has 2 exons. NCBI's taxonomy places the organism in Eukaryota, Metazoa, Arthropoda, Insecta, Diptera, Tephritidae. The record is from RefSeq and is a predicted model, not a curated record.